This is a messenger RNA of Rhizophagus irregularis DAOM 181602=DAOM 197198, 300 nucleotides long. Lineage: Eukaryota; Fungi; Glomeromycota; Glomeromycetes; Glomerales; Glomeraceae. The record is from RefSeq and is a predicted model, not a curated record.
AUGCAUAAUACUUGGAAACGGGAGCUAUUUUCGAUUCCUUACAUCUGUUCACUUAAAAUUGUAUCAAUUGCGAAAAACUGUACUGGAAUCGAAACCGCAUCUAAAGUAGAAGUAUUAUUUGCAAAUUUUUUACCACAUAUAGAAAAAGUGAACGAAAUUUGUAAGACAGCUCAAUAUAAUAAAAAGGCAUGUGAAGCAAUAUAUAGAGACGAAUUUAAUGACAUCGAAGAAAUUGACAAAGGAGGAUUUGGUAUUAUAAAGAGCGCGUUAACUAAUGAUGGAAUUGAAAGUUGCACUUAA